Knipowitschia caucasica is the source of this 312-nucleotide messenger RNA. Lineage: Eukaryota; Metazoa; Chordata; Actinopteri; Gobiiformes; Gobiidae. The record is from the annotation of a GenBank genome assembly.
AUGACCCCGCCCCUUUGCCCACGCCAGCAGAGCGUCCCUGCGUCCAAAGUUACCCCGUCCAUAUGUCAGCACAAGUCACGCAGAAACUUUGGAGGGCGUCAUUGUAUUCCGUCAGUGGUGCACGCGCUGCAGCCUGGUCCCGUACAGAGCCCCUGGUCCCGUGCAGAGCCUGGUCCCGUGCAGAGCCCCUGGUCCCGUGCAAAGCCCCCGGUCCCGUGCACUGUGAGUCCGCUGUGUAGUGCGCGCGUCCUGGCUGCAGCUCUGGUCCGCUCCCCGGACUGCCGCACAUCUCACGGCUCGAGAAGGAAGUGA